AAUUUGUAACAUGCCAUAAUUUCUUCACCGGUGUGCGCGCGUCUCUCUCUCUCUCUCCCUCCGUGUGUGUGUGUGUGUGUAUGUGUGUAUGUGUGUAGCCCCGGAAAUCAGAUGUCAUUACCCGACGCGGCUAAUUCGGCGAUUAUUCCUGCUCUUUGGGUUUUGGACAAUGCCAGCGGCCGGGACCAGCCGCACCUUCACGAUCGGAUCCUCGGCGUCGCUGCCUGUUUGCUCUGAAGAAGCUUCCUAGGAUUGUCCGCUUGAUGGUAGCUGUAGCUGACAGAGACUGCAGUUGUCAUUGAUCCGCUGCCAGAGCCUCUCCUGAUAGUAAAGGAAUAAAUUCAGAGCCAAGAUGAUGUGCGAGGUGAUGCCGACCAUCAGCGAGGACACGGCGCUGAGCCAGCGCGGCUCUCAGAGCAGCGCCUCGGACCCGGACUCCCACUUUGAGCAGCUGAUGGUCAACAUGCUGGACGAGAGGGACCGGCUGCUGGACACGCUGAGGGAAACCCAGGAGAGCCUCGGGCUGGCCCAGCAACAUCUUCAGGACGUCAUCUACGACCGUGACUCGCUGCAGCGUCAGCUCAGCUCCGCCCUGCCACAGGAGUUUGCUGCGUUGACCAAGGAGCUGAACGCCUGCAGAGAGCAGCUGCUGGAGAAGGAGGAGGAGAUCUCAGAGCUCAAAGCCGAGAGGAACAACACCAGGCUACUGCUGGAACAUCUGGAGUGCCUGGUGUCCAGACACGAGCGGUCGCUUCGCAUGACGGUGGUCAAGCGGCAGGCUCAGUCUCCCUCGGGGGUGUCCAGUGAAGUUGAAGUCCUCAAAGCCCUCAAAUCCUUGUUUGAACACCACAAAGCCCUAGAUGAGAAGGUAAGAGAGAGACUACGAGUGUCACUCGAGAGGGUGUCCGCCUUGGAGGAGGAGCUGACAGCAGCCAAUCAGGAGAUUGUGGCCUUACGGGAACAGAAUGCUCAUAUCCAGAGGAAAGUGGCGUCUGGAGAGGGAGGAGAGGACAUACUGGAGGGUAGUGAAGCUCAACAGAAGGUCCACAGCAAGCGUCUGUCAAAUGGCUCUCUGGAGUCGGCCCACGAGGCGAGCCAGGUGGUGGAGCUGCAGGACCUGCUGGAGAAGCAGAACUACGAGCUGGCCCAGAUGAAGGAGCGCAUGUCCUCCCUCUCCUCCCGGGUCUCCGAGGUGGAGCAGGAGCUGGAGACCGCCCGCAAGGACCUCAUCAAGUCGGAGGAGAUGAACAACAAGUACCAGAGGGACAUCAAAGAGGCCAUGUGUCAGAAGGAGGACAUGGAAGAGCGGAUCGUCACGCUGGAGAAACGCUACCUGAGCGCCCAACGGGAGUCCACCUCGGUGCACGACAUCAACGACAAACUGGAGAACGAGUUGGCCAACAAGGAGGCGUUCCUCAGACAGAUGGAGGAGAAGAACAGGCAGCUACAGGAGAGGUUAGAGCUGGCGGAGCAGAAGCUUCAGCAGACCAUGAGGAAGGCCGAGACGCUGCCGGAGGUCGAGGCCGAACUGGCCCAGAGGAUAGCAGCCCUCACCAAGUCUGACUCCAGCUCCUCUUCCUCCCCUGAUGAUUAUCACUUUGUUAUGGAAGCUAAACUCCAAGACAUGAACUCCAUUCUUAGGAAGGCGGAGGAGCGUCACGGGAGCAUCGAGGAGCGAAUGAGGCACUUGGAAUGCCAGCUGGAGGAGAAGAACCAGGAGCUGCUACGGGCUCGGCAGAGAGAAAAGAUGAACGAAGAGCACAACAAGCGACUCUCGGACACGGUGGACAGACUCCUCACAGAAUCCAACGAGCGUCUCCAGCUGCACCUGAAGGAGCGAAUGGCAGCUCUGGAGGAGAAGAACAUGUUAAUUCAAGACUCGGAAGGUUACAGGAAACAGUACGAGGAGUCAAUCCAGGAGAAAACGCAGCUUGCAGAGGAGAUUGAGAAACUGAGAUCAGAGCUGGACCAGUUCAGAUUGAGGGCAGGAUCCCUCACAGAACCCACCCUGUCAAGGUCUCAUCUGGACACGUCGGCCGAGCUUCGGUUCUCGUUGGGAUCUUUGGCCGAGACCCAGUCGGACCACUACCGCUCGGCCAAGGUCAUCCGCCGGCCGAGGAGAGGUCGAAUGGGUCUGCGUGAAACCAAGGCCAAGUCGCUGGGGGAGCAUGAAUGGCGCUCACAACAGCUGGGGGUUCUGGGAGGUCACCACUUCGAGAGCGACACGGAGAUGUCGGACAUCGACGACGACGACAGGGAAACGCUGUUCAGCUCCAUGGACCUGCUCUCGCCCAGCGGCCACUCCGACGCGCAGACUCUGGCCAUGAUGCUGCAGGAGCAGCUGGACGCCAUCAACAAGGAGAUCCGGCUGAUACAGGAGGAGAAGGAGUCCACAGAGCUGCGGGCGGAGGAGAUUGAGAACCGGGUGGCCAGCGUCAGCCUCGAGGGGCUCAACCUGGCCCGAAUGCAUCACCACGGAGCCUCCAUCACUGCCUCGGCCACCGCCUCCUCCCUGGCCUCCUCCUCCCCGCCCAGUGGACACUCCACUCCUAAGCUUGAUCCCCGAAGCCCCGCCCGAGACAUGGAGCGCAUGGGGGUCAUGACACUGCCGAGUGAUCUGAGGAAACACAGGAGAAAGAUAGCGGCAGUGGAAGAGGACGGCCGCGAGGACAAGGCCACCAUCAAGUGUGAGACGUCCCCUCCUCCAACGCCGCGCACGGUCCGAAUGACACACACACUGCCAGCCUCCUCGCACAAUGACGCACGAGGGAUCGUGGCCUCUCUGGAGGCCGAGGCCAGCGCCUUGAGCAGCGUAGCCAGCAGCCAAGACUCCCUCCACAAGCAGCCAAAGAAGAAGGGCAUCAAAUCCUCCAUCGGGCGGCUGUUCGGCAAGAAGGAGAAAGGCCGACUGGCGCAUCUCGCACACAGACAGGUCAUGGUAGAUCCACAAGCGACCAUGAUGGAUGCAGACAUGGCGGGCCAGGACAUGGGAGUGGGCAAGCUGGGAACUCAGGCUGAGAAGGACCGCAGGUUGAAAAAGAAACACGAGCUAUUGGAGGAGGCCAGGAGAAAGGGUUUACCUUUCGCCCAAUGGGACGGCCCGACAGUUGUAGCCUGGCUGGAGCUGUGGUUGGGGAUGCCGGCGUGGUACGUGGCGGCGUGCCGUGCCAACGUGAAGAGCGGCGCCAUCAUGUCGGCCCUCUCCGACACCGAGAUCCAGAGGGAGAUCGGCAUCAGCAACCCUCUGCACCGGCUCAAGCUCCGCCUGGCCAUCCAGGAAAUGGUCUCCCUCACCAGCCCCUCGGCCCCGCCCACCUCCAGAACCCCGUCAGGCAAUGUAUGGGUGACCCAUGAGGAGAUGGAGACCCUGGCAGCUCCUUCCAAAACGAAGUCAGAGUCUGAAGAGGGGAGCUGGGCACAAACUCUAGCUUAUGGCGAUAUGAACCAUGAGUGGAUAGGGAACGAGUGGCUGCCCAGUCUAGGACUACCUCAGUACCGCAGCUACUUCAUGGAGUGCCUGGUGGAUGCCCGCAUGCUGGACCACCUCACCAAGAAGGACCUGAGGGUGCACCUCAAAAUGGUGGACAGCUUCCACAGAACAAGUUUACAGUAUGGAAUCAUGUGUCUGAAGAAGCUCAACUAUGACAGGAAGGAGCUGGAGAGACGCAGGGAGCAAAGCCAGCAUGAAAUGAGAGACGUGCUGGUGUGGAGUAAUGAGCGGGUCAUCCGUUGGGUGCAGAGCAUAGGCCUGAGGGACUACGCCAACAUCCUUCUGGAGAGCGGCGUGCACGGAGCUCUGGUCGCCCUCGACGACAACUUUGACUACAGCAGCCUGGCGCUGCUCCUCCAGAUCCCCAACCAAAACACUCAGGCACGUCAGAUUCUGGAGCGAGAGUACAACAAUCUGCUGGCCCUGGGCACCGACAGGCGACUGGAUGAGUGUGACGACAAAGAUUUCCGAGGUCCAUCGUGGAGGAGGCAGUUCCCGCCCCGAGACGUUCACGGUAUCAGUAUGAUGCCCGGAUCAGCAGAGACUCUCCCUGCUGGUUUCCGUCUCACCGCAACGUCCGGUCAUUCCCGGAGGCUGCCACCUGAGGUCGGACCCUCUGCGGUGCAGCGGCUGGACAGCUCCACGGUGAGAACCUACUCCUGCUGAGAGGAGGAGGAAGAGAGGGACCUUAAACUGUACACUGUACAGUUCUGAAUGGAGCUGCUGGACGGGCCACCCUGCCGAGGAACAAACCAUUCUGACGACACGCACUGCCAAGAAGCCCUGCUCUCCUCUCUGACCCCACCCCCCCUCCCUCCCUGCUCUGUCCCCUAUAAUGUAGGCACCAGAUGCCGGUGCUAAACUGUCCUGCAGGCUGCCCCCCCGUUGUCACCAUUUCUACCUUUUACAUGUACAGUAACUUGUCAAAGCAUAACGUACUGUGUAUUUCUUCUACAGGAGAUGUGUAGGUUAUCUGUAAAUUAAUAUAAAUAUGCCAUUUUUUAAUAUAUACACACACAUCUAUGUAUAAAAAAAAGUUAUUCAGAGUUUGUGCAAAAAAAAUGUCCCUGCCACCUCAUUUAGUGGACCAUAGAUUAAUAUAUGCUGCUCUUUAAACUGUCUCCAUAUUAUCCUGCUCCCCCUAGAUCAUUUUGUACAUAUGGUUUUAUUUUUUCAUUGUGCUGAUGAUUAUGAUGAUGAACCUGUGCUGCACCAUAUAGAGAGGAAGAGACUCUGGAUGUUGUGUGAAAACCUGCCCUCUAGUGGUUAACAAAAACCACUUCGAGCCCCAUUUCUGACACCAACAAACUUCAUUAUCCUUUCUUAUGGACUCGCUAUCAUAAAAAAAGGAGCAUUUUAAAGAGGAUGCAUCAACGCACUGGAACGACACGACAAGCACUUUGAUACAACCGCAUCAACUCAACGGACUAUUCAGUAGCCAAGGACAAAACAAAGAGAUGCUGUUGCUCUCUCGAAGUUGCACAAAACUUCUUCUCAGAGAACAAAAAAAAAAAAAAAAAAAAGCAGGAGGUCGUUCGUAGAACCUGUCACUUGUUGUACUGUAUGUUUUGUCAGGAGAUACAUCUAACACAAAAAGGACAAAAACACACUCAGCCAAGCUGGCCUUCUCCCCCUCAUCCUUCAGACACCACGUCAACAGAACAGAGGAAAUAACUGAAAGACAGACUGCUUUAGCUCAUAGUGUGCGUAGAGUGUAUAUGACCAUGUUGAAGUGAGGUGACUUUUAAUGACAAAAAACCUGUUUCUUGCUGUGACUUACAUUGGUGUAACUGUUAACUCUUUGUUUCCGUCAGAGUUUCCAGGGUAACCUAUUGUACAGCCCUGUUAUCUGUCUUUUAGUUAUUUCUGAUGGAUGACUCAAAACAAGUCUUACGCUUUUAAUUUUGUUUUUACAUCUUCAAUUUGCACGAACAACGAAUCAUUUUAUUUUGUGUUCAUUUGUUUUGUUUUUUUUUUAUUUAUUACUUCUUGUACUUUGGUCAAAACUAAGUGGUGAGCAAACAAAUUUUCAUUGUCAAUAAAAAAAAACUGUCAGUGAA
This is a messenger RNA of Seriola aureovittata, 5550 nucleotides long. RefSeq names its product PTPRF interacting protein alpha 2 (gene ppfia2). Gene Ontology annotation, cellular component: presynaptic active zone. NCBI's taxonomy places the organism in Eukaryota, Metazoa, Chordata, Actinopteri, Carangiformes, Carangidae. The record is from RefSeq and is a predicted model, not a curated record. The transcript is spliced from 32 exons. Gene Ontology annotation, molecular function: protein binding. Bases 353 to 4156 code for a protein of 1267 amino acids. Gene Ontology annotation, biological process: synapse organization.